CGACUUUGGGGAGUGACACCACUCAUGGAUGUAUUAGGAGAACUCCACUCACUCCGCCCUACUUUCGUUGCGUUGCUAUGCGACAGUAGUCAGGUGACUGUCUGCAGACAGAACAUGGCUGACCUGUCAGAAGACCAAUGAGAGAAAGGCCAAACUUAGCAUAAUCGAUCUUAUUUUUUUAGUGGUUUGUGACCACAGUUGACAGUCGUGGACAGCGAUUGACCAGAGGUAUUCAAGAUGAGCGGGUUGCCAGAAGGAAUAGCAAAUGGCCCAAGCGCGAGUGAACAGAUUUGGGAGAGACCCUGGACUCUUGAAGAGAUGCGGCAGAGCAGUGCCAACUGGUCCUUGGCGGCCGACUCAGGGCUCUUCCUGUUCCUCCAAGACUUCUCCCAGAGAAUGCUGUCGAAGACACAUGAUAUUGAAAAGCAGUUGGACAGUCUGAUCCGUGACACCAAGGCCACAGAUAGCUGCUUGCACUCUGUUUUUAACGACUUUCUCAUGCUUUCCAAUACACAGUUUAUAGAAAAUAGAGUGUAUGAUGAAGAGGUAGAAGACACUAUUCCCAAGGCUGAUACUUUGGAGAAGCGUCCUGAGCAGGAGAAGACUCGAGAGCAGAAAGAGGCAGAGAUGAUUCCUAAGAUGCAGGAAGCUGUAAACCAUGGUCUGAAAGUGCUGGAAUCAGCCUUCGAGCAUCUGGACAUCAAAGCUGGAAACUCUGAUUCAGAGGAUGAGGAGGUUACAGACCGUGUGGAGGCCAUCCUGGAGCCCAAGGAUCUUUAUGUGGACAGGCCACUUCCAUAUCUGAUUGGUUCCCAUGCCUUCAUGGAACACGAGGACGUUGGACUUGGAGACCUCUCGAGUGAUGAAAUGUCAGUUGACAGUGACAGAGACAGUGUAAUUGACAGCGAAGAUGGCAAAGAAACAAUUCAUUCAGAUGAGGACUUCAAUCAAGAGGAAGGUGAAGGUCACAAUAAUAUUAGAAAGAAGUCAUCCAUGUUAAGUUAUGAGGAUGAUGAUGAUGAUGAAGAAGAGGAGGAUGAGGAUUCUGACAUAUUCAGAGAAUCAGACCGGGAUGAUGAUGAUGACACAAAGAACACAGGCCCAUCGUCUUUUGCUGAUGAGCUGGCAGCCCGAAUCAAAGGUGAACCACUUAACAAACCGGAAGGAGAUCGCGCAUCAUUGACAUCUAAGAAGAAAAGUAAAAGCAGGAAAGAACCAAAGCCUUCGAAGCCACAGGCAGCUGAAGAGGACAGAGAUGAUAUGUUUAAACCACCGAAGAUGGAUGAUGAUGACUUCUCCCCAUUUGGAGGGAAAGGAGGACUCUUCAGUGGAGGUAGAGGCCUGUUUGACGAUGAUGACGAGGGUGAUCUUUUCUCUGAGGCACCAAAACCUCCUGUGUCCGAAGAGAAAAAGUUGCUGAGUGAAAGCAUAAAUAGCCCAGCUGGAACUGCAGAAUGUGACAAACCUGGAAAGAAGAUUCCAGCAGGUGCCAUUUCAAUAUUCCCAGAUAACAGCCUCUUCACUUCAGGGAGUGACUCUGGUUCAUUGGAGAGCAAGGAGAAUGGGACUGCAGCUCCUAAGACCAAUGCUACCUCCAAACAAGUUCCUACAAGAGCUGGUCUUGGUGGAGGAGUAGGUGGGCUGUUUGAUGAUGAGGAUGAGGAUGAUGACUUUUUUAGUGGUAAAAGCCUGAAAAAGUCUGACUCUGCUGGACAGGAGAAACCCAAGAAAGCUAUUGACCUUUUUGACGAAGACAAUGAUGAUGGGGAUAUUUUCAGUGGGAAGUUCAAUGCGCCAACUCCAGCCCAGAGCAAGAAGGAGGUAUUGGAAGAGCAGGUUAAACAACCUGAGAAAAAGAUGCCGGCAGGGGCCAUCUACAUGUUUGGACCCGGGACUCAAAGCUUGCUCAGUGAGGGCCUGAGAAAAAAUCAGCCGUCUACCAGCGAGGAGUCUGAGAAAUCUGAGGAGAAUGGGCCAGCUCCGGAUGCUGCAAAGGCUGCUGUCAAGAAGACCAGAGGCCUCUUCUCUGAUGAUGAAGACACCCAGGGAUCUCCAGCGAUCCCUAAGAGCCAGUCUAAGCCUGAACCUACAAGCCAGGGCAAAACCAGCAAGGCCCCUUUGUCGUUAUUUGAUGAUGAGGAAGAAGAGGAUCUGUUUGCAUCUGCAGCUAAAUCUAAAGCAAAACCUAAUCAAGCCAAAGCCUCUACACCACAACCCAGUCUGUCCAAGGCUGUGUCCAGCUCCCUCUUCAGUGAUGACGAGGACCAGUGGUUGGGUUCUAAAAGUAGUGCGGGGAGAUCAGAGGUCAAGACAGGAGGAAUGAAGCCCAGUACCAGUGCCCCCUCCAGUCUCCCCAGUGCCAAACUGUCACACAAAAGCAGUCUCUUUGACGAUGAUGAUGUGGAUGAUCUGUUUGCUCCAACAACACAGUCAAGUCAAAAGAAGUCUCAGAGAGUUGCUCUCUUGUUUGAAGAUGAGGAGGCGUAUGAUGAAGAUAAAGGAUCCCUCUUUGGCAUCAAACCUGCUGUCAACACUGCAGCCCCAGCUGUUAAAACACCUGCUGUGGCCUCUAAGCCGUCCUCCUUGUUAGAGAAAUCAGAGGAGGUUGUAGUUUCUAGGACAGCAGCAGAGGACAAGCCUUCAGAGCAGGAGAAGCCAGCAGCAAAGAGCCCCGAGCUGCUCCCGUCAGCGACCUCAACACAGAUCAGCGCAGGUAAAAAGAAGCCUGCCGGAGCAGUCGAUCUUUUUGGAGGCAUAAACGUUCUUGCCAGCAAGCAGACAAACAGCUUGUUGGAUAAAGGUGAAAAUGACAACAGCUCCCUCUCUGAGGACAGCCCACCAUCAAGUGUCAAGAAGGAGGAGAAGAAGGAAGAAAAAGUCAAAACAAACACUGUUAGUCUAUUUGAUGACGAGGAGGAAGAUGAAUCUGAUUGGAAUGAGCCGAUAUUCACACCCAGUAAACCCACAGCGAGUAACACACUAAAGCCUACAGAGGAGCGGCCACAAGCAAAGAGCACAGGUGUGUUCCAGGAUGAGGAGCUGCUGUUUAGUCAGAAGCAGCAGAAGGACAAUGACCCAGAUGUUGACCUUUUUGCCACCUCUGAGAAACCUGCGAGCUCCAAGCUCAGCUCAGUGAAGCCGGCAGCACAAAGUCUGUUUGCAGAUGACGAUGAGGAGGACCUCUUCAGCUCUUUCAAGCCAAAAGCUCCUCCUCCGAAAGUAGCAGAGAAGCCCAGUACACCUAAUGACCGUGCGCCAUUAGCAAGUCCAGAGUCCUUAUCAGAGAUUCAGAAACCUGCACCAAGCCCUGUAAAACCUAAAGAUUCCUCAUCAAGGAUUGGGAAACUUCAAGCCAAUCUGAUGAUCAACCCCGCUGCGUUGCUCCCUGGUGCCGUCCCCAGUACGCAAGGAGCUGUAAGUGUACUCCCUGGAAUGGUUUUUAGUUCCUCUUCAGGGGUGUCCAGCUCCAGCCUGAGCCCCAGCCCCGCAACAACUCCAGUAGAAGCCCAGACUGACUAUGAGAGAGGAGUGAGCUUCGACGCCCCAGUCCAGGCUACAACACUGCAGAGCGCACACAAGAGUCGUGCCAAAGGUUCUGUACAACGGAGACCCCAGUCCAGAGCAGCAAGGCAGCAAGCAGCCCAAAGAUCUUUAAAGGAUAAAGAAGAGACUGUGGGUGGAGAGGUUCCUGGGCUGAAGCCCAGUCUGUCUGGUUUAGCCUUACCCCCACCAGACAGGUCCAGCCAGACAUGUGCCAGUCCGACACUACCUAACUCAGAUGCACCCGCAGCCUUGCCCGCCUCCUUACCGCAAUCCUCUCUCUCUGAAAUCUCCCCCAGACCUUCUGUACUGACACUGCCAGUAUCCACAAACGCUGGAAAGAAAGAAUCCAGUAAAGACAGCCACAAUACCAAGGUGCUGCCGUCUUCUCAUGAAGAUGAGCUUUUUGGCUCUGACGGUCUGUUUGGGGCCACAUCAGUCCCUAACACAUCCUCCACCAGACAGACUACCAAGACUACAGAACCUCAGGCCAGUAGUGGGGUGGGAUUGAAGAAAGACAAAGACAAAAGCACUCUUCCAUCCAUUUUUGAUGCCAACACUGAUGACCUUUUCCAAAAGGUCAAACCGAGGUCAACUACUAAGAAAGCCAUGGCCUCUUCUUUUUUGGAAGAAGAUGAGGAUGAUGAGGACAUCUUUGCAGUGAGCAACAGCUCCACUCCCAUAUCACCAAGUAGCAAAGAAAUCAAGAACAGCAGUAGUUUUUCAAAGCAGGGCAUCUUCCAGGAUGAAGUAGCCACUGUGCCUAAAGUUCACAAGAAGCACAAAGAGAAGCCCCUUGAUGCCAGCUUGUUCGAUGACAACAUAGACAUUUUUGCUGACCUGACGGACACUUUAAAACCAAAACAGAGGUCCAAGACGAAGGGAGAGACCAAGUCUAUAUUUGAUGAUGACAUGGAUGACAUCUUCUCACCAAACACAGUAAAACCAGUGACGAAGGCUACCCAUAAAUCUAAGAAAACACCAGUGUCUCAGGAGACCAGUACAGCAGCGGAUUCAAGUGACAUAUUUGAUGAUCCACUUAAUGCUCUUAGUGGAAAGUGAAGUUUCUGAGAAGCCAGAUUUGUACAAUUGUGGAUUCAUUAUUUUGUUAUUUGGAAAGGUUUGAGAUGGGAUACACUGUUGAUAGAGUAUUUAUUCAUAUGAAUUCAUAGAAAUACUGGGGCUUAUUUUUGGCAGAUAAAGACUCAAUGAAUGGAAUGACUCAAUGAAAACUAGUCCAGUCAUCUUCUGACAGCACUUCCAAAAUCAUCUCGUCAUCCGAUCAUAUUAUGUAACAUGUAUUAUAUAGUGUUAAUCUUUAUUAUACAUAAUAGCACUUUAUAAGCAUAUCAUGUGCUUAGCCUCAAAGCCUGCAGAAAUUAACAGUAAAUUGUUUUGUUUGUUUUAAAGAUGUUUAUCCUUUGGCUUGACCAUGUUGAGAUUCCAUUUCUUUUGGGUUUGUGCCAUAUCAUGGUUAUGAUGAAAUCAACGUGUUUACUUACUGUCUUUGGCAUUUUGACAAUGUUUUUAAUAAGAAAUUCAUCAAUUUCUUAACUUUGGCUGUGAUGAAAAUGAAAAAUUAAUUUUUAAAAACUAAAAAGAAAAAUAUUUUAUGCAAUCUGAAA
Molecule: messenger RNA, 5165 nt
Organism: Etheostoma spectabile (orangethroat darter)
Lineage: Eukaryota; Metazoa; Chordata; Actinopteri; Perciformes; Percidae
Gene: washc2c
Product: WASH complex subunit 2C
Exons: 31
Coding region: 238-4602 (1454 amino acids)
Biological process (GO): retrograde transport, endosome to Golgi; protein localization to endosome
Cellular component (GO): early endosome; WASH complex
Molecular function (GO): phosphatidylinositol phosphate binding; retromer complex binding
Source: RefSeq, a predicted model, not a curated record